Messenger RNA from Ooceraea biroi (clonal raider ant), 1802 nucleotides. It is a transcript of the gene Vps36, whose product is annotated as vacuolar protein sorting 36. Lineage: Eukaryota; Metazoa; Arthropoda; Insecta; Hymenoptera; Formicidae. Gene Ontology annotation, cellular component: late endosome membrane; ESCRT II complex. Gene Ontology annotation, molecular function: ubiquitin binding; phosphatidylinositol-3-phosphate binding. Gene Ontology annotation, biological process: protein transport to vacuole involved in ubiquitin-dependent protein catabolic process via the multivesicular body sorting pathway. The record is from RefSeq and is a predicted model, not a curated record.
GUCUGCGUUCGAGGCAAUUACACGAGGCGAGUAUCAGCGAGUAUGGCUUCUCGUUUUGACAGCUCGCGACGGAGUCACGAUGAAUAGGUUCGAGUACGCGGAUUCUCGGCUCAUGUCGAACGAGGUUUACGUGAGACGCGACACGGCCGUGCGUCUCUACGACGGCGACGUCAAGACGAACUUCGAAGGUGGUGAAUUAAUUCUAACUAGUCACAGGAUCCUUUGGGGCAGGCCCGGCGAUAUACCGCGAGGUAACACCUGCCUGUCGCUGCUGCUGCGAUGCGUCGUCUUCUUCGAGGAGGAGAAUCCCGGGCCGUUUUCGUUCGGGCGUAGCAAGAAGGUCGUGUUACACCUCUCGGAACCGCACGCCGACAAAAUGCCUGGCCCAGCGGACAACAGCGUGCACAAUUACGUGAAACUGUCAUUCAAGGAGGGCCUGGACUCCUUUUUCAUAACGCACUUGUCCGACACUAUCAUGAGACGAAUAUGGGAGUUUACUCCUGUCGGAUUAAUCGUUUCGAGCAACGACAAUCAGGGAAAUUCCAAGCUGUUGCCUCAGAUAAAGACGCGCACGGGCAUCAUCGGCAUCGAGAGGAGUCUGCAGGAGAAGCAGAAGGAGACCGAUGAGAGUAUAUCGUUGGCAUUUCAAGACCUCACGAAGCUCAUGGACAUGGCGAAGGACAUGGUGGCCAUCUCGAAGACGAUUUCCGCGAAAAUAAGGGCAAGGCAAGGGGACAUAACCGAGGACGAAACCGUCAGGUUUAAAGCUUACUUGAUGAGUCUAGGCAUCGACGAUCCGGUAACUAGGGACGCGUACAAGAGUAGCAACGAGUACUUUGAGCAGUUGGCGAAACAGCUUGCGAGUAUCCUGGAGGAACCGAUAAAGGAAGUGGGUGGCAUGAUGACUCUCACGGACGUUUACUGCCGCGUGAACAGAGCGAGAGGCCUGGAGCUGCUGUCUCCUGAAGAUCUGUUGCACGCCAGCCGGCGAUUGGCGCCCCUCGACCUGCCGAUUGUACUGAGAAGCUUCGAUAGCGGCGUUAUGGUCCUCCAGAUUCGCUCUCACGACGACUACGCCGUCGUCGAUCGCAUCACGGAACUGCUGAAGGAAAAGGGAUCGAUGACAGCUGAGGAUCUCGCUCAGUCUGAGGGUAUAUCGGUAUUACUGGCGCGCGAGAGAUUGCUAGUCACGGAGAAGCACGGCAAAGCCUGCAGGGACGACUCGAUAGAGGCGUUGAAGUUUUAUCCUAAUUUAUUUCUCGAUGAGAUGUCUAGCGAAUAACUUUUCAAGCUGCUGAGUACGAUAAUCACCCGUUUGCCAUAAUCAGGUUAAUGUUGACAAUUACGUGCAACACCAACACGCUUUUAUAUAUUUUUUAAGUCAGUCCUCGUACAUCCGAAAUAUUGAGCACAGAAAUUGAACCAUAAAUGUAAAAUACAAAUGAAAUUGAAUACUUAGCUUUAAGAGAAUAAUUAAUUCCUAAUAUCAAAGUGAAACUUUUCUAAUCACUCGAGUCUAUCAAGUAAAUUAUCUCUCUGUGUUAAAAUCUUAUAUAUAAAUACUAAAAGAAAAUGGUCUUGAUGUGACAUUGCAUAAUAAGAAAGUUUCAAACAAGUUGAAAAGCGUAUCAGAGUAUAUGCGAGAUUCAUAUUAUAUGAGAUAAGGGGCAAUAAAAUAAAUUUUGUAUAUACGGUAACGAUUUCUAACAUAAAUAACUUCUUGAAUAAUUAAAUUAAAAUUAAAUAAGCUAAAAAAGUGGAUUAAAACUAUGAAGAAUUGCUUAUUAUUGUUAACUAAAAAA